Messenger RNA from Synchytrium microbalum, 2541 nucleotides. RefSeq lists its product as uncharacterized. Bases 1 to 2541 code for a protein of 846 amino acids. The record is from RefSeq and is a predicted model, not a curated record. Gene Ontology annotation, molecular function: zinc ion binding. The transcript has 12 exons. NCBI's taxonomy places the organism in Eukaryota, Fungi, Chytridiomycota, Chytridiomycetes, Synchytriales, Synchytriaceae.
AUGGAUAUUGAUAGUCCAGAUGAGGAUGUCCAGGUAGAAGUGUAUUCGCCAGUCAUGGACGACUCGGAAAAUGAGCAGUUUGAACAUGUCGAGAUUCCAACCAUCCCAGCAUCAUCAACAUCAAACAAAACCAAGUUCAAUCUCGCGGAAGUUCUUGACGGUGAUGCUGAUCAUAUACUUGUUGAUGACAAAACGGCAUUGGGCUCUCUCGGUGGAUAUGAUACUCCUGAUCCUGAUGACGAAGCUGAUGAAGAAGAACGUCCUCCUCCAGAAGGGUUUUGUGUUGAAUGUGAAGAUCAGCCAGCCAAUGGUGUUUGCGAUGUUUGCAAGGACGCUUAUUGUGAAGUUUGCUAUCAAGGACAACAUCGAAAGGGAGCUAGACGACAGCAUAAAUUAGUCUUGUUUGCAGGUGUCCCAGCGUCUCAAUCCAUCACCAAAUCAACCAUGCCAACACCUAAUAUCAACAACAACAAUAGCCAUGCAUCCGCAUUACCCUCACUAUCUGCCAUGAACGGAGCCGCCAAUGGUCAAGGUUCCAAAUCACCAAAAGCUGGCUGGAAGUUUUCAUUUGGAUUCAGUCAAAAGAACUCGGCCCCAGACUCGGAUGAUGAUGACAUUGAAGAUGCAGCAGAUAGUGGAAGUGAAGCUCCUGCACCAUCUAUAUCCACACGAGCACCGCUACUCGACGAGUAUGUCGAGAGAUCAAAAUAUAUACCUCUUCGGCUCGAAUACGGUGAACGCAAGUAUGUGAGGCUCAUCUCUGCUGCUCUCGAUAUCUCGGAAUAUACAGACAAGGUCGAUAUUCAGAGUUAUGCAAACAAACCCAAACGCAUUGUUGCUCAGAUAAAAGAACUCUGCCAAAUCCUUUCUGGUUUGGUAGUCAGUGCUGAUUACAAGAUUGGACAAGAACUCUUCAGCAAUCGGGACUUUGCAGACAAUGAGAGUUUCUUUCAAAGGAUAUUUGAACUUGGACGACGCCAUAAAGUGAUGAAUCCAGACAAAAUGAGGUCAUCUUACGGCAAAUUGAUGUAUAUGUUAAUGGAUUCACAAAUACCAGAGAUUCAAGAGAUGCUAGAAUUCAAUUGUGUUACUCCUUUGCAGACCGUGCAUGGUACUUUAAAUGCCAAAACAGCCCUGAACGUGUUGAGUGAUGAGCUCAUGCCCGUGGCGACCGAAGAGAUCAAUCCAGAAAACAAGAGCCGUUAUCAGAUACAAGCAGAUAUAAAACGUAAAGAAAAAUCUAUAGAAUUGCUCGCCCGAAAGUAUGGAAGUGCCGAUUGUAGCCCGGAGGUUAUACGUACUUGCCUAUAUUCAAUUGGAGACAACAAUGCAUUCUUGAGGCAAAAUCGAGAUCCAUGUGAUAAGAUGCUCUACUAUUUGACGAAAUACUUUCACGCUGAGAAAGUUGAAAAGAACUAUUCGCUGGCCAUACAAUCUGGGAAAGGCGGGGCAAGACUUACUCACAACCAUACUCGUCAAUUCAACUACGUCUUCCAAUCUCUUACCCUCUGGUCGAUGGUGUUGCAUGAAUUCUAUAAGAUGUGGAUGAUGGCCGAACUUGAUCUACUUGACAACCAAUCAAUGUAUCGUUUGAGAGACACAGGCCAAGGUCUCAAUCGAGUUCAACAUGCACCACGUGUGGGCCGUAUGAUGAACAAUAUAUUGAAUGCUGCACAAACCAAAGUGGGAAGCUGGGUUGGAAGUAGCGUUGUGCAUCUCGGCGACCACAAUGUGCCUAAUGCAUUCAUAUUCAUUGACAAGUACACUCAGAUCUGUCGAAUACUUGGGCCCAUUACCCUAUGUAUUGAAAAGAUUGGUGAAAUUGCCAAAGAUCCAGCAAUUCACACAUACAUCAAAAAUGGAUAUGGUUCGGUCGACGACUGCAGGAAGACUAUAUUACGAGAUUUCUUUACACAUGCGUUUGAUGGCAGUGGUGCCGACAAUUUCUUUGAUGCCGGAAGUUGUAUUGAUGGCCGCUUGACUUCAGCAUGGAAUUGGUGUUCUAAAAUUGAGUCCAAACCGUAUUUCUACGUGAUGCUCUUGACUGGAUUUGUUGGAUUCGAUGCCAAGACGAAGACUAAUCAUAUACGAGGAGAAUGUACAUUACGUUUGAAGGAACUUGGCAGGAAGCCUAUACCGUUAAUAGAUGUGGCCUUGACUACUUCUUAUCAAGAUGUAUUGGCGGCACAGAGUAUUUCCUGGGCUGUUCGACAAGUUAUCAGGAUGAUUACUGUAGUUUACACUAUUACUGAUACCGAGACUACACUGGCUUCUACCGAUGUCCAAGGAACCACCGAGCACUAUACUAUUGAUUUCGAGUGGGCUGAAAGGCAUCAUCCGAUCUUUGGUAAUUUCAAGGAUCGAAUGAAACGCCUGGAAGAUGGAUCACUCUACCUUGAAGCAGUCAGUGAAGAAUACCAUUGGAGCACUGAAGGAAAAUGGACGCUGGAAGAAGAUGGACAAUUGCUUGUGCGCUCGUAUCAUUUCAAGUCGCCCACACUGGAGAAGGAUUUGAGACUUUGUUAUCGCAAACAGCCUUAA